CCCCGUCAUCCCCCCACAUCAUCAGCAAAAAUGGCACGACGACCAGCAAGGUGCUACCGAUACUGCAAGAACAAGCCGUUCCCCAAGUCCAGGUACAACCGUGGUGUACCCGACCCAAAGGUGAGGGUCAUGACCUGAGGGGAAGGUCCAUUUGAGGGAGGGGGCGACUGAGCGUUGGGAUGGUUGGCGUGCAAAGGAGCAUCAGAAGGUGCUCCAAUGACAUGGAUAUCAGAGCGGACCUUUGUCUCUUCAAAGAGUAGGCCAGAAAGGCGUGGAUGGGAGGCGGGGCAAGACUCGCAAACGCAGAGGAUCUGCUGUGAUUCGCAAUGCAGGUGGUACUAGUCCCUAGGCACGCCACUGCCCAUGAUGGAGUCAGGAGGGGUGGGAAACCCGGUUAGCGAGCCAGGACGAGCACAACUAUAGACUUGCCUUGCCAUCCACCAUGUUGCUUACACCAUUCCACUGCUACUGCACUCCCCUCACACAGAUCCGUAUCUUCGAUCUGGGCCGAAAGAAGGCUUCCGUCGAUGACUUCCCCUUCUGCUGCCACUUGGUCUGUGACGAGCACCAGCAGAUCACAUCCGAGGCUCUCGAGGCUGCCCGUAUUUGCGCCAACAAGUACGUGACCAAGACCUCUGGUAAGGACUCGUUCCACCUGAGGGUUCGUGUGCACCCCUUCCACGUCAUCCGAAUCAACAAGAUGUUGUCCUGCGCUGGUGCCGAUAGGCUGCAGACUGGUAUGCGUGGAGCUUACGGAAAGCCCUACGACACCGUCGCCCGUGUCGACAUUGGUCAGAUUCUCCUCUCGGUCCGAACUCGUGAGAGCAACAAGGCCGUCGUCAUGGAGGCUCUUCGCCGAUCGCGAUACAAGUUCGCCGGUCGUCAGAAGAUCAUCAUCUCAAAGAAGUGGGGUUUCACCAACAUGAACAAGGAGCAGUACCAGACCGCACGCGCAGAGAACCGUGUCAUGAGGGACGGAUGCUACCUCCAGUACCUCAACGACCGUGGACCGCUCGAGCAGAACCUGCGCCUCAAGGCCAAGGUCGCUGCCUCGAAGUAAAUCCACCCAGUGGCGAUUGGUUGUCUGAUGAAGGAUGGACGGACAUAGGUCAGGUCUUGGACUUGUUCAGAGUUCAGCAUGCCUCUCGUCUUCCUACUUGGAUGACCCCUCCCGCGCUCCCUCUCCCUCUUGUACACUGUUCCCCGUCUUUUCCUUGACAUUUUCAAUCUCACUCAGCAGCGCCUGCUCCAGCAUGAGCCAGCUAGCUACUUUUGACAUGACGUAGCAUGGUGUGAGACGGCACGACACGGCAGGGCAGCGUACUUCGAGGUCGUGAAGGGGCGAAUGAACGUGUGAUUGAGUGCAUCGAUUGGCAGGAAGUCGGCAUUGUCCAUUCUAAUCAAGAUCGUCGUAAAGCAAAAGCAGGCGAGAGAUACAUACAAAGGUGGG
Messenger RNA from Microstroma glucosiphilum, 1450 nucleotides. RefSeq names its product putative RPL10-60S large subunit ribosomal protein L10. Gene Ontology annotation, cellular component: cytosolic large ribosomal subunit; ribosome. Bases 443 to 1060 code for a protein of 205 amino acids. Gene Ontology annotation, biological process: translation; ribosomal large subunit assembly. Lineage: Eukaryota; Fungi; Basidiomycota; Exobasidiomycetes; Microstromatales; Microstromataceae. The transcript has a single exon. The record is from RefSeq and is a predicted model, not a curated record. Gene Ontology annotation, molecular function: structural constituent of ribosome.